This is a messenger RNA of Adineta ricciae, 2250 nucleotides long. The record is from the annotation of a GenBank genome assembly. NCBI's taxonomy places the organism in Eukaryota, Metazoa, Rotifera, Eurotatoria, Adinetida, Adinetidae.
AUGAACGGUUCAACAGUAGCUGGUGCUCGUGGAUCUGUAUCAACAUAUCUUUCUUCUCCAAAAAUGGUUGUUAUUGAUAAUACAAGUUCAAUCUAUGUUUUAAACAGUGGAAGUUAUUGUGUAUGGAAAUUCUUUCCUGGAAAUGCAACAAUUGGUACUGUUAUUAUUAAAGGCUCAUCAGGGAAGAAUAUAAAGCAAUUUUCAUCAAUAUCCGCUAUGACGAUGGAUAACGAUGGAAAUAUCUUUUUCUUGGAUUCAGGUUCAACACGUAUUACAAAAUGGAAUAUACCACAAAAUACAACAAGUCUUGUUAUUAAUGGAAGUUCAUUUCUCAAUUCGAAUACAGGAUCUAACGACUUUCUUUUAAAUCCAUUGGGAAUGUUUAUCGAGAUGAAUACAAUGAUCAUUUGGAUUGCUGAUACAAAUAAACAUCGUAUUGUGAAAUGGUUAAACCAAACAACAGUUCAAAUCAUCGUCGGAUGUUAUGGAACGCAAUCAAAUCAAUUCAAAUAUCCAUAUAAUUUCUUUGUCGACGUGGAAAAUAAUUAUACACUUUAUGUAGCAGAUACAUAUAAUCAUCGUAUACAAAUGUUUUUAAAGGAUCAAACCAAUGGAACAACAGUUGCUGGAAUAACUAGUUAUUAUGGAACACAACUCAAUCAACUAUGGACGCCAACAGCAAUUCUAGUUGAUCAAAACCAAUUUAUGUAUAUUGUUGAUAAUGGGAAUUCACGAAUUCUUCAAUGGAAAGCAGGUGAACAAUUUGGAAAACUUAUAACAGGAACAUAUACAUCUGGUGGGUCAGGAUCAGACCAACUUUCAAAUCCAUGGAGUUUGACAUUUGAUACAAUCGGAAGACUUUAUGUUGUUGAUUAUGGUAACGGUCGAAUUCAAAUGUACAAUAUCACUUGUUUAUCAACAAAUGAUACAAUGUCACCUUUAUCUUCAACAACAACAACAACAACAACACAACCUAAUGCAUUUUCAGAAUGUGAUACACCUAUUUGGUCAUCGAAUGGAAUAACAGAGGCUGGUUCAAGCAUAGGUGAUUAUGGUUCUGAUUCUUCUCACUUAAAUACUGUAUACGAUCUUUGGCUGGGUUCAAAUGACACACUUUAUGUAUUAGAUAGCGGUAACUAUCGUGUACAACUAUUUUAUCCAAAUCAACUAUCAGGAAUAACAGUUAUAAAGUCAAGUUUUGGAAGUAGUCCCAACCAAUUUGCUCUCAUGCAUGCAAUGGCCAUUGGUUCUGAUGGAAGUAUUCAUAUUCUUGAUAGUACAAAUGCCCGUCUACUAAGAUUUCCUCGGGGAUCAUCAAAUGGAACAAUCGUAGCUGGUGGAAACGGUGUCGGUAGUGCAUUAAAUAAAUUGAAUUAUCCAUUUGGAUUUUUUCUUGAUCCAAUAACAUUAUAUAUUUGGAUUGCUGAUACAACUAAUUGUCGUGUUGUUAAAUGGAUGUCAAAAACAAACAUAACAUUAGUUGCUGGUGGUUCUUGUGGUCCAGAAGCAGAUCAAUUUCUUUCCCUUUAUGAUGUAUUUGUUGACACCGAUGAUUCAAAUACAAUUUAUGCUGUUGAUGCCGGCAAUUUUCGAAUUCAACAAUGGUUUCAAGGUGCAACGAAUGGAACAACUGUUGCAGGACAAUCGGGUGUGAAAGGAAGUGGAUUGACUCAAUUAUCAGAUCCGUCAGCAGUGGUUUUAGAGAAAAGCAAAAUAAUGUAUAUUGCUGAUGCAGGCAAUAAUAGAAUCUUAAGAUGGAUUAUUGGAUCGAAUUAUGGUUCAGUCAUUGUGGGAACAGAUUCAUAUGGAAAUUUACCUACUCAAUUAUACAGACCACAACGUCUUCGAUUUGAUUCCAAAGGAAAUUUAUAUGUUCUUGACAAUAUGAAUUAUCGAGUUCAAAAAUUUUCAUUAAUUUGUUAUCCAUCAACAGCAAUAUCUAGUCAACUAUCGACAAGCUAUUCAUCGUCAGCAACAUCAAUGGCCAGUUCAACAAAAUCAACAACGACGACCACAUCCAUAUCAACGUCAACAGCAACAACGUCGAGCACAGAACCUAUCACAUUAUCAACAACCACGUCCAUACCAACGUCCAGCACAGAAUCCAUCACAUCAUCAACAAUAGUAGCAAUGUCAACUGUUCUUCAAGGAUCAACAGAAGCUUCAGCGACGUCUACAAGCUCAUCAUUCAGCUCUUUCUAUUUAAAAAUAUCUCUAACAAUUAUACUCAUUUACCAUCUAAAAGAUUAA